AUGUUCGCGCUCAUCAUUGUUCAUUUCUCUUCGUCCAGCCGUAGCAGCAUGAAGAUGAUGAAGGGCAAGCAUGUGGUCAUCACCGGCGGCUCCACUGGCAUUGGUUUCGCCUGUGCCAAGCGUUUCCUGAGAGAGGGAGCCUCGGUUACCCUGAUGGCUCGGAACGCAGCCAAGCUGGAAGAGGCAGCGCGGGAGCUGCAGCAGUAUACGAGGGAGUCUGCUCACAACGGAACCAACGGCUUCUUUCCUACUCCCAGAAUCUUCACUCAGGCAGUGGAUGUCUCUGAUGCCAAGGCGGUGCAGGCAGCCAUAGACGCAGCAGCUGCUGCGUGCCCCAUAGAUGUGCUGCUGUGCAAUGCUGGAGUGGUGCGCACAGGCCAUGUGGAGGACAUUUCCGCACUGCAGGCCCAGGAGCAGGUCAACACGAACCUGCUGGGAAGCAUCUACCCUGUGCAAGCUGCAGUGCCGCUUUUGAAGGAGAGGGUUGCUCAAGGAGCGGAGCCAGGUGCCAUUAUCUUCAUGUGCUCACUCUCUGCUCUGAGCUUUUGGUAUGGUGCAGCAGUUUACACUGCUACCAAGUAUGGGGUCCGAGGCUUUGCAGAAGGUCUUCGUCUUGAGCUGCUCCCAUAUGACAUAUCGGUUUCCGUUGUCUGCCCAGGCUUCACGGACACCCAUCUUCUUGAUGACGCUGAAGCGUCUGGUCAGUACCUUACCAAAUUGAUGGAGGUGGCAUCGAUGUACGACCGCAACAAGAUAGAGAACCCUGACAUUGUGGCAGAGAGAACAGUGGCAGCUGUUCGAUCUGGAGAAUUCCUUGUCACAACGUCAUCCGGCUUCCUUCCUUUCUCACUUGCUCUGCUCUCUCGAGGGAUUUUCCCAUCCAAGUCGGUUCCUCCGAGGGUGAAGGAAGUUAUUGAUUCCGUUAUCUCCGUUCCAUUACACGACAUAGCGAAGCCUCUUUCGGAGUUCAAGUGGACUUAUGACAAGGGCGACGUGCUGCACUGGGUAGACCUUUUAAACCACUUCGACGCCUUCCUCGAAACUUCCGUGAAAUCGCGCAAGGAUUUGCAGUUAGAGGGCCGUUUCGCGGGCGUGGAUCCGCCGUUCCCUCGGGAUGCGGUGCUGCAGGUGCUGCGUGUGUCGCGCGUUAUCCUUGAGAACUCCGUCAACAAACACCUCUACGCCUCCAUUGAGCACGUGUGCACGCUGCUCGCGAGCACGGACCUGGACGUGCUAUCAGCGAGCAUGGAACUGCUCUCAGUGUACGGCAAGAAGCCCUUCCAGCCAUGCCACUCCUCUCCCCUCACCUCCUUUCUCCUUGCUCCCCAUCCACCCGCCCAUCCCCGCCCCGCCUCACAGCAUGUGUGCACGCUGCUCGCGAGCACGGACCUGGACGUGCUAUCAGCGAGUCUCGAGCUGCUCUCAGUGUACGGCAAGAAGCCCUUCCAGCCGGGCCGCAGCACUCGCUGGCAUGCGGACCCCGCCAUCACAGCGCGCCUCUUCGCCCUCGCGCAGGCGUGGGGCGGCAAGGAGGAGGGCCUCGGCAUGCUGCCCUGCGCGCUCCAGGAUGGGCUGGACGCGUCCGCUCUGGCCCUGGGAGGGACGCUGCACUUUGAGUUCUAUGCAGAGGGGCCUGCUGGAGUGGGGGCGGUGGGGCAGGGUCAGGGGCUGGAGCACGUGCAGCAGCAGGGAAUUUCUGAGCUCGACUUCCUCCAGCGCCUAGUAGACCAAUACUCCGUGCCCUCCACCCUCCGUUUCUCCCUCCUCACCCGCCUCCGCUGCGCCUACUCCUUCCCGCUCCUCGACUCGCGCCGCCGCUUCCUCUGUGUGCGCCUGCUGGCCUUCCGAGUGCUGCUGCUCGCCACACCCGACCCAGACGAGCUCACUGCGUUCUUUGCCAACGAGCCUGAGUUCGUCCCGGAGCUGAUUUCGCUGCUCAAUGCGGAGAGCCUGGUGCCUGAGGAGGUUCGGAUGUACGCGCUGCUAGCCCUGGCUGCCAUGGCGCAGGACCGGCCGCGCCAGUCCACGGUCCUCAGUGCCAUCAGCACCGGCGGCCACCGAGCCACCUUGCCGAGCCUGAUGCAGAGGACCGUGGCUCAGCUUGGGAAACCAGGAGGCUGCUCGCCGAAAUUCGUUGACGCGCUAUUGGUCCUCAUUGCUGCUCUGGUAUCCUCCUCGUCCGGGUGCACUGCGCUUCGGGAGGCGGGCUUGGUGCCGACCCUGCUGCCUUUGGUUCGGGACACCAAGCCUGAGCACAUGAGUCUGGUGACGUGGUCAGUGCAGAUCCUAGAGGCCUUCAUGGAUUUCUCCAACCCUGCAGCAGCACUCUUCAGGGAACUCAACGGGUUAGACAUGUGCGUGGACAGACUCAGGCUCGAGGUCGCUCGAGUGGAACCCUCUCUCUUACCUGUUCAGGGUUUAGGGUCUAGCAAAACCCUGGCUGGUGGUGCAGCUGGGGGUGCUGGUGAGGGGACUGCUGGUGGGGGAAGUAGCAGUGCCUCUGCUGGUGCAGGGGCCACUGGUAUGGAUGAGGAUCGCAAGGGCAAGGCUCCGAUGGUUGAAGAGGAGGGCGCAGGAGGGGAAGCAGGCGCAGGGGUGGGUAGCAGUGGUGGCGCAGCCGCAUCCGGGGCAUCUCCUGUUGCUGCUGGCGGAUCCACUGCAGCGCCAGCAGUGCUGACGUACCGGCAGCGCAGUCUCAUCAAAGCCCUGCUGCGCGUCAUCUCCUUGGUCAGCUUUGCGCCAGGCAGCACCGUCAGGCUCGCCUCAGCCUCCCCCGAGCAAGGGGGCAUGGGGCGGCUGCCGGACUGCCUGGCGGCCGUGUUUCGGCAUGCGAGGGAGUUCGGGGGAGGUGUGUUUGCGCUGGCGGCGUCGGUGAUGAGCGAGCAGAUCCACCACGAGCCCACCAGCUUCGCCAUUCUGGAUGCCGCUGGGCUGCCCAAGACAUUCGUGGAUGCUGUCAAGGCUGGCGUGCUGCCGUCAUUAGAAGCUAUUUGCGCCAUCCCCAAUGCGCUCCUCGCCUUCUGCCUCAACCAGCGUGGCCUACAGCUCGUCACAGACUCCCACGUGCUCGCCUGCCUGCCCGCCCUCUUCACCGCGCGCCAGUACUCCCGCCCCCUCGCGGGGGACACGGCGUCCGUGCUGGGAUCCGGGCUGGACGGACCUUCGCACAUGGUGGUUCCCCCUCCUCUUCCCCCUGUUUCUCGCCCCUUUCCAGGCGUGCUGCCGUCGUCAGAGGCCAUCUGCGCCAUCCCCAACGCGCUCCUCGCCUUCUGCCUCAACCAGCGCGGCUUACAGCUCGUCACAGACUCGCACGUGCUCGCCUGCCUGCCCGCGCUCUUCACCUCGCGCCAGUACUCGCGCCCCCUGGCGGGGGACACGGCGUCCGUGCUGGGGUCCGGGCUGGACGAGCUCAUGCGCCACCAGGUGAGCCUCCGCCAGCCCCUCAUGGGCGCCGUUGUGGGCGCGCUCAGGGAGAUUGCACGCAUGGGGGGGCUGGAGGAGCGGAAGGGGAGGCGAGCGGGGAGGGGAGGGGGCGAGGGAGGGGAUUCGUGGGAAGGGGAGAUGCGGGGAGGAGGGGAUGGUGGAGGGGAGGAGGGGGUGCGGGCGAAGGAGGAUGAUGCGGAUAGUGGGAGGCCGGUGGGGAGUGGCGGGGGUGGGGAGGAGGGGGCAGCAGGAGUGGGGGGAGGAGCAGGGGUAGGUGCAUCAGGGGCAGGUGCAUCUGGGGCGGGUGCGUCAGGGGAAGGCGCACAAGAACAGGGUAGCAGACCGGGUGGGGAGGGAGACGCGGCUGUGCCUAUGGAAACAGAUGGGGAGAACCAGGGCGCAGAGGCAGCAGCAGCAGCAGCACCAGUUGCUGCAGCAGCCGCAGGGGAGCAGGCAGGGGUUGAGAUCGAUGGGGACCAGAGUGCCCCUCCAGGGACAGCAGGGGAGGCACUGGCUUCUGGCGUGGUUGCAGAAGAGCCAGCGGUUGAGGCAGCGGGUGCUGAAUCGGCGGUUCCUGGUUCGGAAGCAGUUAUGGCCGAGGCGGAACCGGCAGGGGCAGGAGCAACAGAAGCAGCAGGGGCAGAGGCAGCAGGAACAGGAGCAGGAGCAGCAGGAACUGGGGUUGUUGCUGCUACCGGCACUGCCACCACCACUGCCAUCACCACAAGCAGCAGCAAGGAGACCCUCACCCCAGCAGAGCUAGAGGCGUUCCUCCCGGACUGCAUCAGCAACAUGGCUCGCCUGCUAGAAGCCGUUCUCUCCAACGAGGCCAGCAGCCGCGUCUUCCUUGAUCUCCGCGGCCUCGACGCACUCCUAGCGCUCUACACGCUGCCGCGCCUGCCGCUGCUCUUUGGCACGUCCCCUGCCGCUCAGGGGAUCUCCAUGACCAUGCGGGCGUUUGGGCCCAGCCACGCCUCUGCUGUGUCCCGCGGGGUGGCUUCCGCGCUCAAGAAGCAUGUCAAAUGCGCCAUUGCGUUUGUUACUACGUCCCUCUCGUCCUUCUCCCUUGCUGCCGCACCUACUGCUUCUGAUGCUGCUGCUGCGGGUGCUGCUGCCACAGCCGCUUCAGCAGGCCCUGCUUCUGCCCCUCCAAGUGCUGCUGCUGCAGGAGCUUCAGGUGCAGGCUCAUCUGCAGUAACAAUCGGGCGGCGCCAGUUGUCUGACUUGGACGUGGAGUCACGGGAGUCGCUCCUGCGCGCCCUGGGAGUAGCAGAGAGCCUGCUCUCCCUCUCCGCCGUGUUAGUGCGCGCCACUGCUCUCUCUGUCCCCGACCUCGCAUCAUCCAGUGGAGAGGUGUUCCGAGACGUGGCUGUGCUUCACAGGGAGGCGCUCUGGCAGCUUGCAGUUCUGGAGCACAAGGGAGUGCCGCCGCCCGCCCCUGCUUCUACCCCUGCUGCUGCUGCUGCUGCAGAAGCUGGAGGUGGUGCAGGGGUAGGAGGGGCUGGGGGAGGAGAGGGAGCAGGUGAGGGCGGAACGGCUGUUGGAGGGUCAGGGGCAGGGGGGGAAGCAGGGCAGGGUGCGGGUUCUGUGGGAGGAGAUGCGCCAGCAGCUGCAGGUACGCCUGCUGCCACCGCAGCUGCAUCGUCUGCUGCUGCACCAUCAGCAGGACCUUCAGAGGCAGCUGAACCUGCCACAGCAGCAGCGGCGAGCGAAGGAGCAGAAGCAGGAGGAACAGGGGGAACAUCAGGGGCAAUGCAGCAGGCGUUCCCAGGGGAGGCAGCGGACGAUCUGGAUCUGCUCAUGAUGGACAGUGACGUGGGCGCUGGCAGGCCCAUGCGCAACGGCCCUGGCUCCCUCUGGCCCCGCGGCGAAUUAGGGUUUCCGCACCGCAGCGGCAGCAGCAGGCACCUCUCACGCGCCUCUCGCGUUGUGCCUGAUGGUACAGGGCCUGAUAACGGUCCUGAGGCAGGGGUAAGCGGCGCGGCUGAUGCUUCUGCUGCUGCCGCUGCCGCUGGUUCUGCCGGUGUGGGGACCACAGAUGCUGCGGGGAGGAAGAAGCCAGAUGGUGCCGUACAGAAGGAGGUGCUGGGGCGGCUAGUAGUGGCCGUGCGUCUGUUUGAAGUAGCCGUGGGGAAGGCGAUAGUUCCUUCUCGAAGGCGGGACGAUGCUGUGGUGCUGACAGGCCAUGCCAAGGUGGCCUCAGCCGCCCUUGCACAGACCUUCCGGGAGAAUUUAGGGUUAGGGUUUGCCGGGUGCGACCCGGGGAGGAGCAGCAAUGUGGAGUCAUGCUCGAGUGAGGAGAUACUGGAUUGUCCGGCUGUGCGGUGUGUGUAUUUGGGAAAGGUUGUGGAUGAUAUGUUUGCGCUGGUGGUGGACCCGCGGCGGCACACGUGCAAUAGCAUGUUGUUGAGGUUCUUCCACGCGCACGGGGCUGUGAAGCAGCUGUUUGCGUCGCUGCAGUGGGUGGUGCGGGUCAUGUGGGCCGAGCAGGAGCGGCAGGUGAAGGAGCGGGAGGAGAAGGCUGAGAAGGUCGCGAAUGAGGAGAAAGCAGGAAAGGAAGCGGGUGGUGUGGGAGUAGAGGUAGCAGGAGGCUCAGUGGCCCAGAUGGAAACGGAUGGGUCGACCGAUGCAACACCUGCUGCAGUAUCGGGGGAGAGGAAGAGCACAGGUGACAGCUCUAAGGAUGGGGCCAACAAGGGCACAGGUUCUCUUGUGGGAUCCGGUUCCUUCUCGCUGCCUCCGUGGCUGCACUCCCCUCUGCAGAGCUACUUCCGUCUCAUGGACUGUCUCACGAACUCCCACCUCCUGCUCGCCCCCUCCUCCACCAGCAUCUUCCUCACCCACCAGCUCUCCCGCUCAGUUGAACCCGCCCCAGCUAAGCCUGAGGACUUUCUCAGGGCCAUGCAGUCGCAGGUGUUAUCUCUCAUGCUGGACGUGUGGUCCCACCCUCUCUUCUCCCAGUCUGGUCUUGCUGUCAUAUCCCCGGUUGUGACUCUGCUUACUCGGGUGCUUCAAGGUCUGAGUGAUUCUGCUCCAGCAGCAGCAGGGGGUUCUGCUGCUGCUGCUACUGCGGGUGCAGGGACUGGUGCGGGAACAGGCGGAGCGGCAGCAGCAGGGGCAGGGGCAGGGGCAGGUGGGUCGAGCGGCGCAGCAGGGCAGGGGGGUGGAGCAGCCUCCGCAGCUGCCCUGGCUGCUGCGGUGCUGGGAGGGCGGAUGCCGCCAGUUGCUGUACCCGCGCCUGUAGACGAGGCUCUGGUGGAGCUGAUAGUGGAAAUGGGGUUCCCUAGGGAGCGGGCAGAGGAGGCGUUGCGCCAGGUGGGGAACAAUUUAGAUCUCGCUAUGGAGUGGCUCAUUAACCAUGUGCCAGAUGAGCCUCCCUCAGAAGAAGACGAACUCGCUCGCGCGCUCGCGUUGUCUCUUUCUGGUAACGAUGGGGAUGGUGGGGGUGGGCCUAGUGCGGGUGGGCAGCAGGGUGGGGAGGAGGGAGCAGGUAAGGCAGGAGAAGGAAAAGAGGGGGAGGAGCAAGGGAAGGGGAAAGAGAAGGAGAAGGAGAAGGAAGAGGAGGAGAAGGGGGGAGAACAGGAGGGGCGGAAGGAGGUGAGGGUGGAGGAGAUGUUGGAAACGAUAGUGAGGGUGUUGAGGGACGGAGGGGAGGGCGCUGUGUUCCCCAUGACCGACCUCCUGCUCGCCCUCUGCAGGCGCAACGCAGGCACAGACAGGGCUGCUGUCGUGACGUUUCUUGUAGGGCAGCUGAAAGAGUCGUGCGGGCAGGUUAAAGACGUCGAUGGGAGCGAGAUUCAAGGCAGCAGUGAGGGGAGAGAGCGCAGAGCAGAGAAGGAGGAGGAGGAGCGGAAGGCAGCUGGUGAACCAUCUUUGCUGCAGCCGUUGCAAUCCGCCUUGGCGCACUGCCUGGCUGUGCUACUCUCUGAAGACCUGCCCUGCUCGGACAUAGCAGCCAAGGAGGGCCUCGCUGCCGUAGCUCUCCACAUGCUCUCUGCGUACGUCUCCUCUGUCUGCCCCGACUACCACCCCCCGACUCUGCCUCUUGCUGCGCUCGCCUCACCUCCCAGCAAGAGCAGGCUGCAGCAGCAGGGCAUUGCAGGGGUGGCGGGUCAGAGGGUAGAGGGUAGAGGAGGUGCUGAUGGAGUGGCAGGGGGGAAAGGAGGGCAAGGAGGAGAGGGGCGUGAGGGGCUUGGGGAGGUGCCCAAGUGGGUGCCGUCUCUGUUCCUCGUGCUGGACUCCCUCGUGCAGUGGAAGGUGCCUGGCACAGGGGCGCGAGGGGAAGCGGGCACAGCAGGGGCAGCGGGAGCAGCAGGGGCAGCAGGGGCGACAGCAAGCACAUGGGGAGCGGCAGCAGCAGAUGCACCUAUCUCCUUUGCGUCUAUACUGGCAGGUGUUGCAGGUGGGGCAGGUGGGGCAGGAGCGGCAGCUGCGGAUCCAGGUGCACCCGCUGCAGCACCUUCCGAGCCAGCUGGUACAGGUACUACUGCUGCUGCCGGGGCGUCACAGGCUCCAUCUGGGGCAGGUGUAUCUGCCACUGCCGCCCCUGCAGCCAGCAAGGCAAAGGAGCCCGCAGAGGCAGAGAAGCGAGAGGGCAAGGAGGAGAACCGUUUCACAGAGAUAGUGGGGCUAUCAACAGGAUACCUAUCAGACGACGAGAAGGCCCAGGCCAUGGCUCUCAUCUGCCCUCUCAUCCGCCGUCACCCCCCACCGUCUCUCUGCCAGGCCCUGCUCCACCUCGCCUCACGCCUCUCCCGCUCGCACCCCGUCGCCCUCCUCUUUCUGGACCAGGGUGGGGUGGCAGCGCUUCUCGCCCUCCCCUUCUCCUCGAUCUUCCCAGGGUUUGAGAGUCUUGUGUCGGCGGUGGUGCGGCAUGUGCUAGAGGACCCGUUCACGCUGCUGCAUGCUAUGGAAGCAGAGAUAAGGCACAGCCUUACCACACUGGCGACUCAGCACGGGGGGCGUGUGUCCCCUCGCGUGUUCCUGGGCGCUAUGAGUCCCCUUGUUGCGCGGGAUCCUUCUGCGUUUCUGCAGGCGGUGGGGAAUGUGUGUGAGGUGGAGAGCAUUGGUGGGCGGCAGGUGGUGGUGCUGAAACGGGAGAAGGAGAAGGAGAGGGAGAAGAAGGAGAAGGAGGAGAAGGAGAAGGGGAGGGAGAAAGAGAAAGGAAAGGAGAAGGGGGUUGGGGAGAAGGAACAGAGAGCAGGAGCAGCAUCAGAAGCCGCAGCAGCAGCACCACCAGGGCAACCAAGCACCUCUGCUCCAUCCCCAGCUCCAGGCCAUACCACUCACCACAACUCCUCACCGCUUUCAGCCUCUCCGCAAACCUCUCCUCCGCCUCCCCAUCCGCCCACGGGUCACUACAGCAAGUCAGCAGACGGCAAGGUGUUGACAUGGGUGUCUAAGUCAGGGCGGUUGCGUAAGGUCCCUUGUAGCUUUGCCUCUGUCGUUGACCAGCUCCUGACGUACUUGCAGCAGUUCCCGCCACUUGAAAAAGCACCUGAGAAGGCACCUGAUAACGCACCUGGGAAGCUGCCUGAGGGGCAUGGGGUAGCUGCAAUGGAGGUUGGGGUUGGUGGUGGUCUGGGAGGGGAGGCAAUGGAGGUGGACGCAGAGGGGGCUGGGAAUAAGGCAGCGGAAAGGGAAGGAGAGAAGGAAGGGGAGAAGGAGGCAGUUAAGGAGGAGAAGGAGAAGGCGAUGCAGCAGCAGCAGGAGGAGGAGGAGAAGGAGAGGGCGGAGUUUGCAAUCUCGCGAACCACGCUGGUGCUGCGGCUGCUCACAGAGAUCCUACUCGCGUAUUCUGCUGCCAGCACUCUCGUGCUCCGCAGGGAUGCAGAGUCUGCUGCUGCUGUGGGUGCUUCAGCAGCAGCUAUGGGUGCAGGUUCAGGUGCGUCAGCAGGGGCGGGCACCCCACAGCCGCACAGGGGAACCACAUCCCGCGCACACAAGCACACUCCAGACAAGCACGAACACAAAUCAAAGUCCGACCACCUCCACCAUCAGCACCACCACCACCAGCUACAGCCUUCACCAGGUAAGCCUGACUCAUCAGCAGGCGCAUCUGCAUCGGCAUGGGCAUCUCGAGGGGGUAUAGUGCACCACGUGUUGCACGAGCUGCUGCCAUACCUCAGCGACAAGCCCAGCACCGCAUCAGCAGCAGCAGGAGGCACUGCAGCAGCGCAGGGCGGGUCCUCCCACCCGGGGCACCAUCGGCUGGGCACCCAGGCGUCUGCGUUCCUCAUUGCACUGUGCGUGCGCUCGGGCGAGGGCCGGCGCCGCGUGCUCUCGGAGAUUUCCAAGUCGCUGAGCCGGUUUGGGAAGGAGGAUGGGGGGAGGACAGGAGAGGUGCGGCAGCAGGAAAAGGCAGGAGCAGCUUUGACAGGAGCAGCAGCCGCAGCAGGAGCAGGAGCAGCAGGUGGAGUAGGGGAAGGUGGGGCAGCAGUGGUUUCGGGUGCAGAAGCAGCAACAGUUGCAGCUGCAAAGCUUCAAGUGCCCAACAAGCAGGUGAGGUCGUUCCUUGACCUCAUGAACGCACUGCUCUCCACGCAAUCGUCCAAUGGGAGCAAUCCACCUGGCGGCCCGGGCAGCUCUGCACAAGGCUCCGCCUUUGCUGCAGAAAUGGCCAAGACGGCUCUUGAAGUGGGCAUGCUGCCAAACCUCCUCGAGACUCUGAGUGUAAUUGAUCUAAACCACCCCGAUUCCCCGAAGCUGGUGAAUUCGAUCCUCAGGGCUCUGGAGGUGCUCACCCGAGCCUCAGCUUCGGAAGCGCGUGCCGAGCCUGGGAGAGGUCCGGCAUCAGGGCAGCGCGUUUCAGUGGGUGUAACCAGACCUGUAGGUUCGCGAAGGCAGGAAGCAGGCUCGGCAGGGGCUGGAGGGGUGCCGAGCCAAGCAGCAGUGGAAGGGGGGACAGCAGGGGCGGAACCAGGUACGAAUGGGGGGACAGUAUUAGGAGGAGGUGGGGAAGGUGGCGGUGCUGAUACUGCCAUGGGGAAUGCUGGGGGGGAGGGAGGGAGAGUAACGGCUUCUGGAGGUGAAGAUGCAGGAGCAGACGCUGGGAGUGAGAGGAUGCGAGGGGGUGAGGAGGAGGGGAGGCAGCAGGGAGGCGAGGAUACAGGUGGGGCAGGGGCGGAAGAGAGAAGGGCAAUGGAGCAGGAUGAGAGGCAUGGGGGGGAGGAGGAGGAGGAGGAAGGGGGGAUGGCACAUGAAGCAGAGGCGAUUAUAAGAAGGGUGGAGGGCGGAGGGGGUAUGAGAGGGCCCAUGCAGCUGAGGUUCCAGAUCCGAGAAUUUGAUGAUAUGGGCGCGGAUGAGGAUGGGGAGGAGGAUGAUGUCGAUGGGGAUAUGGAGGGAGAGGAGGAUGGGGAGGAGGACGAGGAUGGGGAUGAUGAUAUUGAGGAUGGGGAUGAGGAGGAUGAGGAGGAGGGGAUGGAGGAGGGGGAUGAGGAGGAGGAUGAUGAGGAUGACGAGGAAGAGGAGGAGCAUGGGCAUGGAGGGGAGGACAACGGGCAUCUACCUCCCGGUGGCAUGGGCAUGGGGGAAGACAUGGAGGACCAUGAGGAAGAGGAGGAGCAUGCAGCCCGGGCCAUGCGCCGGGACUUUGCACGUGGGCUGGCAGAGGAGGACGAGGAGGAGGAGGAUGAAGGGGAUGAGGAUGAUGAUAUGGACGAGGAUGAGGAGGAGGCUGAUGAGGAGGAUUUGGAGGAUUGGGAGGAGGACGGAGGGAGGUUUAUAGAGGUGAGAUGGCGGGACGACGUCACGGGGGCCAAUCACGUGCAUCUGCUCGCGGGCGGCGCGGAUGUCGCCGGGCUGAUGGACCUGCCAGGGUUUAUGCAGCGGGAUGUGUUGAACGAUCCGUUGUAUGCGGAUAUGAAUGAGCCGGUGUGGGGGUGGGGGCGGCACCUCGCGAGUCACCAGCGCAGAGCGGCGGUGAGAAGCACGCUGCAGGGCCAGCAGCAGCUGGCGCUGGGGCAGGGGUCGGGGCAGGGGCAGGCUGGCCGGAUGGGAGCAGGCCCCUUGCAUGUGCACCCUCUGCUGGCUCGCCCGUUCGCCCCUGGGGCAGCACCGACAGACGCUGCUUCCGCGUCUGCCCCUGCUCACGCCGCUGCAGCACCAGGGUCGCGGCUCUUUAACCUCCUGGCGGGGAUGCAGGGCAUGAUGGGGGGAGUGGGGGGACCCAUGGGGGCUGGCGGGGGAGGAGGGCCAGGAAUGGAAGUAGACGCGGCGUUUGCGAGGGAUGUGGCUUCGCUAAUGAUGGCGUAUGAGAAUCCUUUCCUGGAGGAUAUGCUGCAGGCCCGGGGGCUGCUUGACCCUCGAGCCAUGGGCGGCAUGGGCGGCAUCAUGGGCGGCAUGGGCGGCGUGGGCGGCAUGGGGAUAGGGCAUCCGUCGGGGGUGGAGUUUGAUCCGGGGAGGGCGAGGGCGAUGGGGGUGAGCGGGCUGGGGCCGGUGGUGGGGGGCGCGGCGGGGCGAGGGGAGUUCGGGAGGGUGAAUCGGUGGACGGAUGAUGGGCUGCCGCAGCCUGCAGGGACGGGUGCUGCUGUUGCUCAGGCGCUGGAAAGUGCUUUCCUGCAGACCAUGCAAGGGGUGCGAGAGGCAGGGAGAGGGGGAGGGAGGGAGGGAGGAGAGGCGGGGGGGCAGAGAGGUGGUGGUGUGGGGAGGAAUGGGGAGAGGCAGCAGGGGAGGGGGACGGGAGGAGAGGAGCAGCAGCGGCAGCAGGGGGCGGGGCAGGAGGAGGGGCAAAGGGAGCAGGAGAGGGAGGCGUCAGGGGCAACGGCUGGAGCUUCAGGUGGUGCGGCAGCGGAUGCAGCCGCGGGUGCUUCAGGUGGUGCAGCAGGCACGAGCACAGGCGGAGCAGCAGCAGCAGCAGCAGCAGCAGCAGACGAGGAGGAGGAUCUGCCAGAGAUCGACCCAACCUUCCUGGAGGCUCUACCGGAGGACCUGAGGGCAGAGGUGCUAGCCUCCUUCCACGUGGAGCGAGCUGCCCGCCAGGCCCGCCAGAGACGCGCCCAGCAGCAGGCCGCACAGCCACAGGGGCAGGCAGGGGGAGGCACGGCAGGGGGAGGAGCGGGGGGAGCGGGGGCCGCCGGGGGAGCAGGGGGAGCGGGGGGAGCAGGGGGGACGGGAGUGGGAGAGGGAGCAGCAGCAGGGCUGGGAUUGGAGGAUACGGGGGAGCUGGAUCCGGAGUUCUUAGCAGCGCUGCCCCCGGAUAUUCAGGCGGAGGUGCUGGCGCAGCAGCAGGCGCAGCGCCUCAUGGCGGCAGCAGCAGCAGCAGGUGCGGAUGGGCAUCCUGUGGACAUGGAUAGUGCGUCCAUCAUUGCAACAUUCCCUGAGGAGCUGCGAGCAGAGGUCCUGCUGACCUCAUCAGAAGCAGUGCUAGCAUCGCUCCCGCCCGCCCUGCUAGCCGAAGCCCAGCUGCUGAGAGAGCGGGCCAUGCAGCAGCAGUACUCCAUUCGUCACCAGCACCCCGCCCACCCCCACCACGCCAUCUUCGGGGGUCCCAUCCGCCGCUCCCCCGCUGUUGCUGGCGGUACCACUGCCCACCGCCGCCCGCCCCACCCGUUCGCUGUGGCUGCUGGGGAGGGCAGUGUGGGAGAAUUCACCAGGGGGUUCAUUGCAGCGGGGAUGGGGAGGAGGGAGCGGGAGAGUGCUGGGGUAGGGGCGGGGGCAGGGGCGGGAGCGGGGGCAGGGAGAGGUGGUGGGGAAGGGGGAGAGGAGGAGAAGGCGCCAGUGGUGGAUGAGAGGGCGCUCAAGGCGCUCAUUCGCCUGCUGCGCAUCUCCCAGCCCCUGCAAAAGGCUCUGCUGCCACGCCUGCUCACCAACCUCGCCUCACACGCCACCACCCGUGCAGCCCUCGUCCGCAUCCUUCUAGAUCUUCUGCGCCCUGAUGCUGAUCCAACGGACCAGCACCCCACGGGGCAGCAUCCAACGGACCAGAGUGCAGCAGGCGUGCAGGGUGCUGCAGCAACUGCAUUGGAAGGCAGUCAGGCUGCAACACCUGCAGCGGCUGCAGCUGCUGCUGUGGAUGGCAGUCAGGCCAAUCAACCUGCAGCGGUUGGAGUGGUUGCAGCUGUUGAGGAGGGUGUGAGUGAGGGUGGGGUAGCAGCAGACGGCGCCCCGCCCCACCAGCUGUACUGCUGCCAGUCCAACGUGGUGUAUGCGCGACCGCAGCGACCCAACA
This is a messenger RNA of Closterium sp. Naga37s-1, 13591 nucleotides long. The record is from the annotation of a GenBank genome assembly. NCBI's taxonomy places the organism in Eukaryota, Viridiplantae, Streptophyta, Zygnematophyceae, Desmidiales, Closteriaceae.